Molecule: messenger RNA, 3137 nt
Organism: Exophiala xenobiotica
Lineage: Eukaryota; Fungi; Ascomycota; Eurotiomycetes; Chaetothyriales; Herpotrichiellaceae
Exons: 5
Coding region: 1069-2577 (502 amino acids)
Biological process (GO): transmembrane transport; oligopeptide transport
Cellular component (GO): membrane
Molecular function (GO): dipeptide transmembrane transporter activity
Source: RefSeq, a predicted model, not a curated record
ACAUAACACACGAUAGGGACACAUCUGUCGUGAUCUGUCUCUGAGCACUGCCCUUUUCCGUCGAUACGGUACCCUACAUCGCUCAUGAGAGGAUGCACAAGACAAUCCUCUGACCAUGAAGGAGGAGGAGAGAACCUUGGCAGUGAGCGAUCGCACGGUAGGUGCUGGUGUGAUGGUGUGCUUCCUUCUACUACGCGCCCAACAUCCUAAGAAGAGCCCUGGAUAACUCCCCAUGUCCCCUUUUCUCAUUGACUGCUUCUCAGUUAAGCUCUAGAGGCUUCUCGGCAGAAGGCUUGCCAGUGUGAGAGUUGUGCUACCUUCCCCAAUUUCACGCACUUAUGGGCGUAACCGAGCUCCCAGCGACUAGGUGAGCGGAGCUUGGAAAUACCAAGACUUCUCGAAUCUUUAUACCAUGUCCGCCAAGCGCUUGGGGUACAUCACUGUUGCAACGUCGAUACUCACUAUGAUAAGAGACGCACGACACCUUCCCUUUUCAGUGUCUUGGUCCGACGAUGCGCGUGAGUAUGGCCCUACAGGUGGCGAGUCGAUACAAGGGUAUAAGAAUGUGUUGGUACGAGUACAACUGGAGAGCCUAUUCAACCCCAGUCCCAUCAUCUGGCAAUAGGCAAGAUUCCUCGCCAACAUGAGCAAUAUCGCCAAUCUCGAAGCACCUGUCAUUGCGCAGGCAGCGGUGGCCGAGGCUCCACUCGCGGGCACUGCAACUGAGAAGCGCCUCGGUCGAGGUUCUAUUAAUGCCAACUCGGUGCGAGCAUCACAUUUGACCCAGGAUUCCGAUGACGACGAAGUCACGGAUGAAGACCUCAGAACUCUUCGUCGAGUGUCAGGCAAGAUCCCGUGGACCGCCUUCACGGUUGCCUUUGUGGAGCUGUGCGAGCGAUUCUCCUACUAUGGCACCACUGUUGUCUGUAUGUUGCAAGAGCGGGGUCCAAUCACAACAUCCAUCAGAAUAUUACUGACGUUGUAACAGUCGUCAACUUCAUCCAACAGCCGCUCCCCGAAGGCUCAUCCACAGGCGCCGGGUAUUCAGGCCAGUCGGGCGCACUCGGCAUGGGUCAGCGAGCCUCGACUGGUCUCAAGAUGUUUAACGAGUUCUGGGCUUAUGUGAUGCCUCUGCUUGGUGGCUAUCUAGCUGAUGCGCACUUCGGUCGCUACAAAACAAUCCAUAUGGCCAUUGUCUGUGCGAUUGUCGGACACGUUAUCCUGACUGCUUCCGCCGCUCCUAGCGUCAUUAAGCACAACGGCUCAGCUCUCGCUGCUUUCAUCAUCGGCCUAAUCAUCAUGGGAGUGGGAACCGGCGGCUUCAAGUCAAACAUCUCACCGCUUCUUGCCGAACAGCAAGUCGAGACUAAGAAGAGAAUCAAGGUGCUGCCAUCGGGAGAACGUGUCAUCGUCGACCCCUCGGUAACCACCUCCCGGAUCUUUCUGUACUUUUACAUGUGCAUUAACAUCGGCUCGCUUGUUGGACAAAUCGGCAUGGUCUACUGCGAGAAGUACGUCGGCUUUUGGCUGGCCUUCAUGCUACCCACUGUUCUGUUCGUAUUCGCCCCGAUCGUCCUCGUCGUUUGUAAGAAACAUUAUGUCCUCCUCCCACCUACCGGGUCCGUGUUCGCCAAGUUCUUCCAGCUUUGGAGCUACGCAUGCAAAGGCAAAUGGAGCAUCAACCCAGUCCGGACGUACAAGAACCUGUCGGCGCCCGAUUUCUGGGACCGCGUCAAACCGUCCAACGUUCCUGCUAGUGAACGUCCCAGGUGGAUGACCUUCGAUGAUGCCUGGGUGGCCGAAGUCCGUCGUGGUCUCAAAGCCUGCACUGUAUUUUUAUAUUUGCCACUCUAUUGGCUCGCAUAUGGCCAAAUGACAGGAAACUUGACAUCUCAAGCUGCGGUAAUGGAACUUAACGGGGUCCCCAACGACAUCAUCCAGAAUCUCAACCCGAUCAGCAUCGUCAUCUUCAUCCCCUUGAUGGAUUUCUUCAUCUACCCGGCACUACGCAAGGCCAAGAUCAACUUCACCCCGAUCAAGCGGAUCGCCCUGGGUUUUGGGCUGGCCUCGCUUGCCAUGGUCGCCGCCUGCGUCACACAGGUAUACAUCUACCGGCUCUCGCCUUGCGGCACGCACGCGUCGGACCCCGACUGUCCCGGCCCGGCCCCGAUCAACGUCUGGGUCCAGACGGUGCCGUACGUGCUGAUCGGAUUCUCCGAGAUCAUGGCCAGCAUCACGAGCCUGGAAUACGCCUUCACAAAGGCCCCGACCAACAUGCGCAGCUUCGUCAUGGCACUGAAUCUGCUCAUGAACGCCUUCAGCAGCGCCCUCGCGCAGGCCUUGGUCAGUCUCUCGGCCGACCCGCUGCUCGUCUGGAAUUACGGCGUCGUCGCCGUCCUGGCCGCGGUGGGUGGCGUGUGUUUCUGGUUGAACUUUAAAAAGUUGGACAGCGAGGAGGAUAGGCUGAACAUGCUCGAAAUCAGUGAAUACAAGGGCAAGAGGGGCAGUGUCAGUGCCAGUGUCCGUGGCAGCGUGAGUGUGGAAAGGCCCGAGGAGAAAGGAGAGGCCCAGCCGUGAUAAUCUUGGGAGUAUACUCUGUACAUGUGUAUGUAAUCCGAGGUCGCGGUGAGCUGUGAACUGGAAGCAGCGAGUGAUUCAGGAGGAUGGAUGCUACUACGCGAUGAUGGGUAGCUGAGCUGAAUUGAACCUGAAGCCGAAGCCGAAGCCGGGCGAACUGAGCCUUUUGCGUGGAUCUACAGAACCUGGUCAAUUACCUCAAUGCGGUGGGCGUGAUGAUGUCUUGCUAUUGUCGUUCUGUUGAUAAUGGGAGAUGAUGGAGAUGAAGAUGACAUGCGUUCAACCCUGGCCACACAUGGGCAGAAGCAGACCAUUUUAAUCAACACAGGGCUCUGAUGGACAAGGUCUUCGAAACUCUGCCGUAGCCAUGGAUCGCCCCUGGAAAGCGACCAUAUCACGUCGUUGAGAGCUUUCAACGCAGAUUUGUGUCUUUUCUGCUUGCUUUCUUUUUUAUGAAUGAGAUCUUACACAGGAGAAGCUCGGUGCAGUGCACGCAGCCUCGACAGACGGAGACCUCUUGUCGAAAGCCCCCGUGCGUCCAAAUGGAUAAUGUCCCCUCG